AGGAGUUGGUGAAACUAGUGAAGAUUGAAGCAUAGCCUUUUCCGUUACGAGCUAUAAUGAAAUGCGAUAAUUGCGAUAAUAUUCCGCGAAACACAACAUUUCUGCUAUUUGGCGCGCACGCGACUAUAGUAGUGCUGAGAAAAAAAAUUGAAAAAAUCAUUAAUACUGAAAAGAAAAUUGAGCUGAAAAGACCAACGUAUCAUCAGUAACCGUACAGUUCCAGAGAGAGAGUGAAAAACUAGAAAGACACAAACACAAACACACGAACGAACAACACAAGGAACGUGUGAGAACAAAAACCCAUUUUUGUCUCACGAGGAAGUAAGACGAGCUAAGCUCGCCGAUCUUCCGGAACAUUUGUAGAUCAAAGUGUAAAGUUUCUGUACAGGAGCCUCACACGAAUGGACUUGUACGGCCGGAGCCCCACUAGAAAUGGAUCCAACCCGCUUAGUCAACAACAUGAAUGGCGUUCACCGACAGCUGAAGCUGCUCUCGGAGAGUCGAUGUGGCAUUUGACGCUUGGUGGUGGUGGUGGUGGUGAAUCUUACCCGGAGAGACAUGGUGUGCCUAAUUGUGCUUAUUAUAUGAGAACUGGGUUUUGUGGUUAUGGUGGCAGGUGUCGUUUCAAUCACCCCCGUGAUCGAGCUGCGGUUGCUGCUGCCGUAAGAGCUACAGGGGACUACCCUGAACGGCUUGGGGAACCUCCGUGUCAGUAUUAUUUAAAAACUGGAACCUGUAAAUUUGGCGCGUCCUGUAAAUUCCACCAUCCCAAAAAUGGAGGGGGAUAUUUAAGCCAAGCUCCACUAAAUAUUUAUGGAUACCCAUUACGUCCGGGUGAGAAUGAGUGCUCCUAUUAUUUGAAAACGGGGCAGUGCAAAUUUGGCGUAACAUGUAAAUUCCACCAUCCUCAACCUGCAGGCACGUCAUUGCCAGCAUCUGCACCUCAAUUUUAUCAACAGGUGCAAUCUCCAACUGUUCCUCUGCCCGAGCAGUUUGGAGGAGCUUCCACAAGCUUGAGAGUGGCUAGACCUCCUGUGUUACCCGGUUCAUAUGUACAGGGAGCUUAUGGUCCUGUGCUUCUUUCCCCAGGGGUUGUUCCUUUUCCUGGAUGGAGUCCUUAUUCGGCUCCUGUAAGUCCCGUGUUAUCUCCUGGUGCGCAACCUGCUGUCGGGGCUACUUCUCUAUAUGGAGUGACCCAGUUGUCGUCAUCGACAUCAGCUUUUGCUAGACCUUAUACUCCUCUGCCAUCUUCUCCCGGCCCUGCAGGAAGCAGUCUGCAGGAAAAAGUAUUUCCUGAAAGACCUGGCGAACCGCUCUGCCAAUACUAUCUGAGAAAUGGGGACUGUAAAUUUGGAUUGGCUUGUCGAUAUCAUCAUCCACAGGACCACGCUGCUGCACGGCCAGUUCUUAGUCCCAUUGGUCUUCCUCUACGCCCGGGUGUACAGCCUUGUUCAUUUUAUUUACAAAAUGGGCACUGCAAGUUUGGCUCGACGUGCAAGUUUGAUCAUCCCGUGGCUGUGGGGUCGAUGAGAUACAGUCCAUCAGCAUCUUCUCUUAUUGAUGUUCCAGUUGCUCCGUACCCGGUCGGCUCUUUACUGUCUAACCUGGUUCCUUCAACAACACCUUCGGAGUUUCGGCCUGAACUAGGGUCCAAAAAGGAAUCAUCAAUUUCAUCCAGAAUGCAUUCUUCUGGAACUUCUGUCGGUUUAAUUUUUUCACAAGGCGGGUCUGUCUCGCUUUCUGAUGUGGCGCAUCUCUCAAGCCAGAGUUCGGUUUCUUUGAACGGUAGCAGAAGCAGCAGACAGAGUGGCGAGAUACAUUGAUCGGACUAGUGCGAAACUCGAAAAUGCCAUUGAGUGUGAUUUCACAAGGCUCCAUUGCUUCUGUGUAUAUCCUCUAAGAAUUUAAUGGCAACUGUUAAAAGUUUCUUUUUGCCAUUGAAAAUUGUCAUCUAAUCCUGUGUUAUUGUACACCAGGUCAUUCUCUUUUAUGCUCAUUUAAUCUGAUGAAACUACUAUUGCAAUUAUAUAUAAGCUAGAGAUUCUGAAAUAAUUGCAGUAAGGAAUAAUUUUUAAAAGCUGCACUAGUAUGCUACAGGGAAUAUUUCAUGUAAUUGGAAACAUUUUUAGUCUAUGGUUUAGUUGUUUGA
Molecule: messenger RNA, 2149 nt
Organism: Lathyrus oleraceus (garden pea)
Lineage: Eukaryota; Viridiplantae; Streptophyta; Magnoliopsida; Fabales; Fabaceae
Product: zinc finger CCCH domain-containing protein 32
Exons: 7
Coding region: 402-1823 (473 amino acids)
Molecular function (GO): metal ion binding; mRNA binding
Source: RefSeq, a predicted model, not a curated record